AUGGAGAUCGAUCCACGCCUACAUGCAGAUAGCAGAGACGGCGGACGUCCGACCGAGCGCGCCGAAACCCGGCCGCCGCCCUAUCUACCACCCCCCUCGUCUAGACAUGGCAACAACCCGCUUGUCGCUUCCAGAGAUUAUCCCGAUUCGACUCCACAUCUGUCCCCUACCGACCGGCUGCAUUCCGUGCUGGCAGCACCUCGAGGCCCGGGACCUCUUUCGAGUCCCCAGGUGAUCCAACCGGGUAACCAACACCGGUCGGAUUCGACAUCGGGCAUCGACGCCUUAUCCAACCCCUCCGUCGUCGACCCCAGUGACCCAUACGCAGAGCUGAAGCGGCCCCGCGCCUGCGAAGCGUGCAGGCAGUUAAAAGUGCGAUGCGAGCCGGACAUCAGCCAUGCCAACGGCGCCUGCAAACGAUGCACGAAAGCCGGGAGAACUUGUAUCGUGACGGUUCCCAGUCGCAAACGACAGAAGAAGACGGAUAAUCGCGUCGCGGAGCUCGAGAGGAAGAUCGAUGCGCUCACCGCGAGCCUUCAGGCGUCUCACGAUCGUGAUCCCGUGCUGCAGCCAGUGCAGAUGCCUCCCCCGCGCGAGGAGCCGGCAGCGCGGCAUUGGCUGGCCCCGACUCAUGCCGCAUCCCAUGAGCCGUCGCCUUUGCCGGUGGGAUCGCCGCAGAGCAUGGUGGGGAGAAAACGGCGUCAUAGUGGGGAGGACAAAGAAGCCACGCCCGCAACCUCUCGGGUGUCUAGUCCGAGCGAAGAACAAUCCCUCUACAGCAAAGCGACCCGACAAUGGCGUGCUCUAGGUUACCCGUCGGACUCGACGGCAAAAGAGGGGGCCAACGAAGUGGCUGAUAUAAUUGACCGGGGCCUUGUGAGUGCCGAUAUAGCGGCAGAAGCAUUUGCGCGAUUCAACGAAGAGAUGGCCCUCUUAAUCCCGAUGGUGGUCUUCCCUCACGGGACGAAGAUGGAGGACGUCCGGCAGAAGAAGCCAGUGCUAUUCCAUGCAGUUAUCGCUGUUGCCGUAGGGACGAUUCAACCACGGGCUCAAAUCCCUCUCGUCAAUGAUUUCUAUAAAGUCAUCGCGGAACGGGUUGUCGUCAAAGGGGAGAAAUCUCUUGAGCUAGUCCAGGCGCUCUUGGUCUGCUGUAACUGGUACACGCCUCCCGACAACUUCGAGGAACUGAAGUUCUAUCAAUUGACGCAUAUGGCUGUCACCCUGGCUAUGGAUGUGGGUCUGUAUCGUAAAUCAAUGCCGCGAGGGAAGCAGAUGAAUCUGCUCAAAUGCAUUAUAGCGAGAAAGUCAUCUGAGGUCCUGGAUCCGGACUCUCCGGAGACGAGGCGAACCUGGUUGGCAUGCUAUUUCGUUGCAGUUCAGGUUGCCGUGUCUCUUCGACGAGUCAAUCUUGUGCGAUGGCUUCCAUACAUGGAUGAAUGCAUUGAGAUCCUAGAGAAAUCACCAGAUGCAUUACCUUCCGAUAAAACGAUGGUCCGGUGGGCCAAGCUAGCACAAAUCAUCGAAGAGAUAUACGUUCAAUUCGCGAGCGAUGACAUUCCUUCGGUUGUGUCAUUUUCGGACCCGAAGUCCAUCUACACUCUCAAGGCGCUCGAGAAGCAGUUGGAGCAGUGGAAGAGGGAAGCGUUACCGGAGCAUUCUUCUCCUAUCAUUCAACAAGCAUACUGCAUUGUCAACCUCUACCUGCACGAAAACGCCAUGCAUGUUGAUUAUAGCAAGGACGAGGCGCGGACUACCGGCGAUGAUGUUGCUGGUCCUACCAGCGCAACACAUAUCAGUGCCCUCAGCUCCUGUCUCACUGCUAUCCACGAAGCCCUCGAUACAAUCUGUGCGAUUGACACUAAAAAGCUAGUGUCCGCACCGACGGUCACUCUUGCGCGCACGUCUUUUGCCGUCGUCGCGCUAAUCAAACUCUACGCCAUGGUCUUCACGCCGGAGACCCGCCUGGAUCAAGUAAUGGAUGCGGGCAGCCUCAAGAUGGAAUACUACCUCGACAAAGUCAUUCGCCAUUAUACGGUCGCCGGAGAGCUCCCCGGCGGACGGACUGCAGCCAAGUUCGGAGUGGUGCUCUUUAUGCUCCGCAACUGGUUCAUGAAGCGCAAAGACCAGGGCCCAGUGUUGAAGGAAGCGCUCUCGGUAUGCCGCGCUUCGUCGGAUUGUCAAAGCCACCCCGACGACAAAGGCCAAAACCAUAGCAGCUCCAGCCAGACGCCCUUGCACCUUUUAAGUGAAGUAGCCAUGGGCAAUAGCUCACGAAGCCACUCCUCGCCCGAAAAUCUGUCAACGGCAGGCGAACAACGACCCAUCCCCUACCCGACAGCUCCCGGAUUCAAUAACAGCAACAGCAACAGCAACAGCAGCAAUCAUCCUACCGCCACGAACCACCCCUCCGUAACCUCCACCGACCUAACAUCACACUCCCUAGGCCCCAGCCCCGGUAGCCUAGGAGCCCCAACCAGUGCAGCCGACUCAACCACCGAACCCUGGACCCCUUACGCCGCUCCCGCUCCCGCCCCCGCCCCCGCCCCCUCCCGGGAUUACUACCCCAUCUUCAGCUCCGGCAUGUCCGACCUCCCCCCCAGCUACACCGACCCCACCAGCGGCGGUGGCGGUGGCGGGAUGAUGUUCCCGCCGCAGGGCUUCUUCGUGCCUGAACUAGGCGUCCAGAUGGGGUUUGACCCGGAGAACCUGCUUACGCUGCACAGUAUGAUCGGCGACGGGUUCUUGAAUCUUCCGUUGCCGGCUGACGAUGGGAUGGGCUUUUAUUAG
Molecule: messenger RNA, 2787 nt
Organism: Aspergillus aculeatus ATCC 16872
Lineage: Eukaryota; Fungi; Ascomycota; Eurotiomycetes; Eurotiales; Aspergillaceae
Product: putative C6 transcription factor (War1)
Exons: 4
Coding region: 1-2787 (928 amino acids)
Biological process (GO): DNA-templated transcription; regulation of DNA-templated transcription
Cellular component (GO): nucleus
Molecular function (GO): transcription cis-regulatory region binding; zinc ion binding; DNA-binding transcription factor activity, RNA polymerase II-specific
Source: RefSeq, a predicted model, not a curated record